CUCGCUUCCUCCAAUCCGCCUGUGUGGCGCACGCCCAUCUGCAGGGAUCUGGUUCUCUUUCGUUUUCAUUUCCCGGAAGGGUCGAAUGUGAAAAUAGGAGUUUUAUUUCUUCGAGAGUUAUUUUCAUUCUUUGUCUGUAAUGGAGUUCUGAGAGGACUAACCAGGAGUUUUAGUUCGUGUUUGGAAGAGUUUUAUGUCUGAUUACAAGGAAAUAAUCCUACUUCUUUUAAGGGUUUUUUUCAAAUGGAGAACGUUUCCCUGUCACCUUUGGACAAGCAAGAAAACAAAGCGAACACUCUGUCACCCACAAUGCAUGGAGAGCAAGCCAACAAAUCUCCCAGUGUGCUUCACUCCCCCGCUCACCAUCCUCAGGGGGACCUGUGGCAUCUACCUGGACGUCUACGAAUAAACCCGUCUCUGUGGGAUAAAGAGGACGUCGCCCACUGGCUCCACUGGGCUCAGAGGGAGUACUCACUGCGACGGUCAGAGAAGGGACGAUUCGAGAUGAACGGUCGAGCCCUGUGCCUGCUCACCAAGGAGGACUUCAGACGCCGCUGCCCCAGCUCAGGUGAUGUUCUGUAUGAGAUCCUACAGUGUGUGAAACAACAGAGGAGGGGUGCUGUCUGCGAUCCGCAAAAUACGCCUCCCUCCUUGACCCCGGAAAACGUACACAGCCAGGGCCAAGUCAGCUGCCAGGUCCCCGCACUCAGCGUCCAAGAGCCUCAGCCCCCAAGAGUCAAUGACACCAAAGCUUCCCUCGCUUUCACCAGCGCAGCGUCGACAGCUGUGGUGACCGCUGUGAGCCAAUCAGAGCCCGCGUCACCUCUCAGAGAUCGUCAGUCGAUCUUUCACAAUCACCCUGCUCCACUCACACAUACUACUGUCCCCACAUCUCCCCACAGCAAAGCUCAGUGUCCUCCUCCAACAAAGAGCAUCAGCCAGGAGCCUCUCAACCUGUCCAGUCGAGAGAGGAGCCCAGUGCACAAAGUCAACGGCCGCAUCCCAGAGUGCAGACUGCUAUGGGACUAUGUGUAUCAGCUACUGUGUGACGACCGUUACCAACAAUACAUUCGAUGGGAAGACAGGGACAGCCUGGUGUUCAGGGUGGUCGACCCAAACGGACUGGCGUGUCUCUGGGGAAACCACAAGAACCGAGACAACAUGACCUACGAGAAAAUGUCCCGAGCUUUGCGGCACUACUACAAGCUGAACAUCAUCAAAAAGGAGCGAGGUCAAAAACUCCUCUUCAGGUUUCUGAAACUCCCACACGACAUCAGGAAAAAGCAGGCCGACCCCGCCGAGUCCCCGGAACCCAGUUCACCUCUGUACGGGAACCUUCCAUACAGCAGUCCCACGCACGAGACCCGUGAAGACCAUUUCGAGAUUUCCCCUGAUCGUAUGUCUCCACAGCCUCCUCUAACUGAUGCUCCUGUAAGAUAGAUAAAACUGUGGUGUGUAUUUCUUCUGGUUUCAGCUUCAGAAAAAAAUAACCCAGGUGUUAAAGGGGACAUAGCAUGCCCAUUUUACCACAAGUUGAUAUGGUUCCUUGGGGUCUUAAUGAAAUGUCUGUAACAUACUUUGGUCAAAAUACCACAAGGAUCA
Messenger RNA from Hippoglossus stenolepis (Pacific halibut), 1602 nucleotides. RefSeq names its product ETS variant transcription factor 7 (gene etv7). The coding region runs from base 244 to 1440 and encodes 398 amino acids. Gene Ontology annotation, molecular function: DNA-binding transcription factor activity, RNA polymerase II-specific; sequence-specific DNA binding. The record is from RefSeq and is a predicted model, not a curated record. The transcript is spliced from 9 exons. Gene Ontology annotation, cellular component: nucleus. Lineage: Eukaryota; Metazoa; Chordata; Actinopteri; Pleuronectiformes; Pleuronectidae. Gene Ontology annotation, biological process: regulation of transcription by RNA polymerase II; cell differentiation.